This is a messenger RNA of Rotaria sp. Silwood2, 285 nucleotides long. NCBI's taxonomy places the organism in Eukaryota, Metazoa, Rotifera, Eurotatoria, Philodinida, Philodinidae. The record is from the annotation of a GenBank genome assembly.
AUGCUUCCAUCACCAAGUCGAUACUUUCUUGGUCAUCAUCUUCAAGCUCACGGUUUAUAUGAAAUGCAACACAAUGGGACUCUACAUGAAUUUAUUCGAAAAUGUUCACCAGAUUUGAUACUUAUGCUAAGAUUAUAUGAAGUCGAACUGGGCAAUACAUCAACAGAUGAAAUUAUCGGUCAACUUUUUAUUACGUUCAGAACAAAUUAUGUUGCGACAGAAUAUUCACUAGAAACGGAACUCCAAUCAUUCCGUCAUUUGUGUUUUGCUUAUGAUUCUAACUAG